UCGUUUCGUUCUGUCAGUGUCAGUCACGUUUAUUCUGUAUUUCUGUAAUUUCUAAGUAAUUGUUUGCAAAUAGAAUUUCUAUUAUUUAGAUCGCUGUUAAAUAUAUUUAGAAGUCUGAGUAUAUCGUAAAUGCAACUAUAAACAUGGCGAAGUGGAUAGGUUACGCAGUUUCUGUCAACUGUGGUGAGCCUCUGGGUUGUUAUCAAGGAACUAUUUUAGAGGCAGAUGGAAACACAAUUACCCUCACAAAAGCAUUUAGAAAUGGUUUUCCUUAUCCCAAAGCGCAAGUGACUCUCAAUGCUGCUGACAUCCGGGACCUGAAGAUCAUCGAAACGCGGCCGGAGCCUGCUGAACCCACCCACAGCACGGUAGCGGUCACUAAAAAUAAUAAGAAAGGUCAACGAGCUACUGUUUGUGAGAAUUUGCAAGCUAAUCCUACAAAUUCAGCUUUAGAUGCGAGUCCACUUGGCACAGGGCACCAGUUCUGCCUGAGCGUGGCGCCGAGCAGCAGCCGCGCGCAGGCCGCGCGCGCGGGCGGCUCGGCGCCGGCGCCGGCGCGCAGCAAGCCCAUCGAGAUACAGGGGAACCGCAAUAAUAACAAGAACAAUACCCAUGCAGGUAGCUACGGCAACUCGGGCACGACGCCGAAGGGGCGCGGCGGCGGCGGCGGCGCGUACGAGAAGGCGCGGCGCCGCAACGAGGCGUGCUUCGGCGAGGCCGCAUCGCCCGCCAUCGACGACGACUUCGACUUCGAGGGCAACCUGGCGCUGUUCGACAAGCGCGCGCUCUGGGAGAGCAUGAGGAACUCCAAGCCGGAUCUCGUGCGUCAGGCGGACGAGGCGGGCAAGCUGCGGCACGACGAGAACGUGCUGGGCGGCGGCGGCGGCGCGAGCGCGCGGCGCGCCAUCCGCGUGCCCGACGAGCUGCGCGGGCCGCUGGACUACGUGACCGACGACGCCGUGCUGGUGCCGGCCGUGGCGCCCGCGCUGCGCCGCCGCCUGUGGGACGGGCUGGAGCGCCUGGGGCUGGGCGACAGCGCGCGCACGCUGCUGGCGCGCGGCGCCGCCGACGUGUGCCUGCGGCUGGUGGGCGGCGGCCGGCGCCUGGACCCGCGCAACGCGCACCAGACGCCCGCGGUGGCGCUGCUGGCCGCGCCCGCCGCGCCCGGCGCCGCCGCCGCCGCGCGCUGCCUGCGCCUGCUGCACUCGCACGGCGCGCGCGUGGCGCUGCACGUGGCGGGCGAGGGCGCGUGCCGCGAGCUGGACGCGGAGCUGGCGGCGCUGGCGCUGAGCGGCGUGCGGGCGGGCGCGCUGGACGCGCUGCCCAGCCCCGACCUGGUGCUGCUGGCGCUGCCGGCCGCGGGCGCCGCCGCCGCGCUGGCCUGGGCGCGCGCCGCCCGCGCCGCCACCGUGGCCGUCGAGCCGCCCGAGGCGGGCUGGGAGGCUGCGGGCGUGCGCUGCCGCGCGGCGGUGCAGGCGCUGCUGCCGGCGGCGCUGGGCGCGGGGCUGGGCCGCGUGUACCUGGUGGACGUGGCGCCGCCGCCGCCGCUGUUCCGCGAGCAGCGCGUGGCCUACCGCCCGCCCUUCGGCGCGCAGCCCGUGCUGGCGCUGCACGUGGCCGACCACGCCGACGCCGAGCCCGCGCCCUGACCGCCCGCCGCGCCCCGGGGGACGUCGCCGACGACGAUUCCGAACUGAAACGCUGCUUUUGUUGACGACAGAAAAAGAGGCGCGAUUUCGACGCGGAUCCCGCGAUGGAACACUGAAAAUAAUGUUUGGUCACUGGUUACACAACAAGCGACCAUCGAACGCUUUGGUUAUGAGGAACAAAAUGUUGUGUAAAUGAAACAAAUAAUUCUGUAGUGAGCUAGACUUAGUUUGGUUAUAGUUGACACUUUGUUCGGUGGUCACUUUUGUUGUGUAAGCAGUAACCGAACAUUUUUUUCAGUGAAAUAGAUCGGCGUCCGAUUGCAGUUUCGAGAGAGUCGGUUUUCGUUGUCCCCCGUGUCGAGUUGACGGCUCGCUUUAAACGAGGUGCGGUCCGUCCGUCGCCCGGUCUCGGUGGGUUCCACGGAAUUAUUUUAAAAAGUUGCCGAAA
This is a messenger RNA of Ostrinia furnacalis (Asian corn borer), 2097 nucleotides long. It is a transcript of the gene Edc3, whose product is annotated as enhancer of mRNA-decapping protein 3. Bases 144 to 1649 code for a protein of 501 amino acids. The record is from RefSeq and is a predicted model, not a curated record. Gene Ontology annotation, cellular component: P-body. NCBI's taxonomy places the organism in Eukaryota, Metazoa, Arthropoda, Insecta, Lepidoptera, Crambidae. Gene Ontology annotation, biological process: deadenylation-independent decapping of nuclear-transcribed mRNA; P-body assembly. Gene Ontology annotation, molecular function: mRNA binding. The transcript is spliced from 6 exons.